Molecule: messenger RNA, 1455 nt
Organism: Fonsecaea multimorphosa CBS 102226
Lineage: Eukaryota; Fungi; Ascomycota; Eurotiomycetes; Chaetothyriales; Herpotrichiellaceae
Exons: 5
Coding region: 1-1455 (484 amino acids)
Molecular function (GO): N,N-dimethylaniline monooxygenase activity; flavin adenine dinucleotide binding; NADP binding
Source: RefSeq, a predicted model, not a curated record
AUGGGCCCAACCCCAGUUCAGUCUGUUGCUAUUAUCGGCGCUGGUGCAUCAGGAGCCGCGGCCGCUGCAGCCUUUGCUGCAGAAAAGUGCUUCAGCCGCAUCCGAGUAUUUGAACGGCGAGAAGCGCCUGGGGGAACGUGGAUAUACGAUCCUGACCCGGGGCCUCGCCUCAAGCUUUUGCCCGGUGGCAACCCUCCGCAGACAGACCCUCCAUUGGAAAUCCCCGAAGCACUUCCAAAAGUGACCUCUCCUAGUUUACAAGAACGAUAUGACAGAACACCGAUCUACGACAGCCUGACGACCAAUGUUCCCGAUAUUGCAAUGUGUUUCUCCGACUGCAGGUUCCCGUACGGCCCCUUCCCACCGCACUGGGUACCACGGCAAUACAUAGCAAAUUAUUUCGCCCUGAACCGAACGGACACAUUUCUUGUUCUGAACACCACAGUGGAAGAUCUGUCCAGAUUACCGGCCAAGGACGGGUGGAAGCUCACACUUCGACGAAGAGAUUCUGUGCGGCACGUGGAUGUCUGGUGGGAAGAAGAAUUCGACGCUGUCAUCCUGGCAAACGGUCACUAUUCGGUACCAUUUAUCCCCGAAGUCGAAGGUCUCGACAAAUAUUUCCGUUUAUUUCCAGAACGGGUAAUGCACUCCAAAUCCUACCGCAAUCCACAGGCACAUCACGGCAAGAGAGUCCUAGUCAUCGGAAACUCUGCCUCCGGGCACGACGUCACGACUGCGUUGGUCCAAACCGCUCGUCUUCCCGUCUAUCAGUCUCGGAGAUCGCGUUCUCGCUGGGACGGCGACAAACCACCCUCAGGGAUUGAAUGGAAACCGAUUGUGAAAGCAUACAUGCCAACGGGAGACAUUGUGUUCGAGGAUGGUACAGUUCUUUCCGACAUUGACGUCGUCAUUUAUUGUACAGGAUACAAGGCCUCGUUUCCCUUCUGGAAUGCCCGCGCCAAUGGUGGGCCACUCUGGGACUAUACCGAGAACCGUCUCAUCGGCAGCUACUGGCACACAUUCCAUCGAGACUUCCCAACCUUGGGCAUUGUCGGAGUUCCUCGUGUCCUCACGUUCCGCUCCUUCGAGUACCAAGCCAUCGCACUGGCGCGGCUAUUUGCAGGCAGAAACGCACUCCCACUCCCGGCCCGGGAGGCACAGGAGCAAUGGGAGCGGGACAGGUGGCGACUCGUAAGCAGGGAGGGAAGGAAGUUUCACGACAUUCCCUGGGACAAUGGAGAGACGAUGGAGUGGCUUCGAGGCCUAUUCGAUCUGGCCGGUCUGCCCUUGCUCGAGGACCGUGGGAGAUACCCGCCUGUGCUGGGGGACGAGACGAGAUGGGCGAUCGAAAAUGUGAAGAAGUAUCCCGAGCCUGGCAAUGAGAGUCAAGCUGAGGAGGAAGGUUGGACAGUUCUUGGUGGCGGAGCGGGCCGUGACAGUCUGCACUUCAUAUGA